CACCACCUUUGCUGCAGCCCGUCUGUUCGUCCACCACUCACACUCCUUCCCAUCGUGACCUGCACGGUAUAAUAUUGCCAUUGGCGUCCGCCCGCUGCACUGCUGCACUGCUGCAGUAGCCUCCUUUGCCACUUCCUUGGUCGCGCGGCCUGCUCUGCGUUGCCUACUCUGCAGUGCUGCCCUGCAGCCGGACUUGGGGAGAAGAGACGAGAGAGACACUGGCCGACAUUGAGGAGGCGGCAGGGAGAGCAGAAGAAGGCCUUGCGUACGCACACAGAAGGGACAGAGUGGCAGAGUGAAAGCUGCAUAAAAACACGCGCUGCGUCCUGCUCGUUGGUCGCCAUCCUCAUGUCCUGCGCCAUACAUCAUCUGCGCUCGUCUCCUCUGCACCCCUUCAAUUUCCUGGUCGGCUCUCUAUUUUUCGAGGCAUUGCAUCCUUCGUCUUCAUCAUCAUCAUCAUCUUCUUCUUCGCUUUGUCUUGUCUCUUCUUGUGCUGCUGCCGCUUCUCCUUCUGCUGCUGCUGCCACUGCUUCUGCGCUCUCCAGCGUUGCAAGGUGACGCUGUGUCAAGCCUACUCGGCCCGGCCAACCAACAGAGAGCUUCCGUUGCGACAAUUGGCAUUGCGACGCCCUGGGCCAUCGCUCGCACACACAAAUCUGCUGAGACGCUCGUUCAUGAUGAGCUCCAGCUCUGGCUGACGAGUUAAAUCUGCUCGCUCGCGUCGCGAGGGUAAGACACGGUCCAGCUUUUCUCGCGGUGUUCGCGCUCCUCGUGAAAAAUCACGAUGGCUGGGACGACCACCAACCUCACCACCCAACCCCCCCUCUCAGGUUUUCCCUCGCUGUCAACGCUGCCAUGAUCGACCCUGCUUGUACUCUUUGAGCAUUGUGCUAAAAUUCCCCCUGCUAGGAAUUUGUCUCUCUCGUACAGAGGUGCACUCAAUUACUUUACACUAAAAAUUUCCUUCAUCAACGCGCCAGCUCCACGCGGCUCCAAGUCGCUACGCUUCCCAUCCAAGAAAUAAACUGGUUUGCCCACGCCCCGGCGACCUUUCGCUGACGGUCUGCCAGUGGUCACGGCAGUACUGCUCAUACCCUCAUAUUCCUCUGUAGCUGUUUGAGCCGCGAUCUUCGCGUUGACUUCGCCCGCCGGGGCCGAGCAGCUCUUCGCAGCCGGCACGUUGCCGUCAGCACAGGCUCCGCCAGACAUUAACGAGACUCACGACGAAUACGACCCUCCACGAUUUACGACACCGACGCAGCAACGCCAGCGGCCUACUGGCCCGGUUCUCCAUCGUCUCCCAUCCAAUCUCUUCUCCCGACCCUCCAGCUCGUCUGGGACUAGCCAUUCACUGCGCAGGACCCCGGGCAUCGAGGACUUACACCGUCCACGAGUACGGUCAAGCUCGGUCGGUGCGGACCACGCCAGACCACAGGUCCGAUUCGCCGAGCCUACUGAUCCCUCGCAAGCUGGUAGCGGUCGUCCCAUCCCUGAUCCUCAUCACGCUCUACGCAUCUCGCGAAGGACCCUCUCUGCCAUCCUGGUGGCGGUCGAGGCGCUCCGCACACCUCACCCCUUCACGCCAGAUCUCGAGGAGGAGCUAGCUCCUAUGUCAGACAUCAUGAGCAGUGGAGGAAGAGCGGCGAAUGGCGGCGGUGCACGCGCUCAAGUUAUAACGCCCAUCGAUAUCUUGAGACGGCGCGAGGAGCGGACCAAAGCUCAGCAAGAACGUGCUCAGGCAUCAAACGAAGAGUCGCGCAGACGGCUGAAGGAAGAAUGGGAACGGUACGACAGCCAAUCCGCUGGCGUUGCUGCACCUCCUCCGGUACAACCAUCAUCCGCCUCACAAGCUGCUUCAUCCGCAACACAUAGGCGAACGCGAAGCGAUGCCGUGCCUCUUUCCACGCGAGCACCGCAGACUCAGCCUGGUGCUUCCGCUUCUGCAAAUCCUCAAUCGACCAGUCAAUCAGCUCAACCUACGAGUUAUCCAUCCCCAUCUGCAGCUGCACAGGCGUCCUCGAAUGUACCCGCAUCAGCUCAGCCGACAGCACCUUCUAGUGGCACGGCGACACGACCACGGGCAAGCAGCGCCCGACAGCCACGACCUACCCAAGCUUCGGCAGGUCCAAGUGGAACUUCGCGUCCUCAACCGGCUGCCCAAUCGCAGCGACCUACAGAAGCCGCCUCGCAGACGGCUCAGGCACCACUACAGGAGAGUGAAGCAAUUCGUGCCGAGCGCGCUAGACUUGCGCGAGAAGCUGGAGUAGCGCCGGGAACGUCAAGUGAAGCGCAGGGUCGCAGAAGCGACGGCACCAUUUCAAGCUUCCCACACGCGUUUGAGCGGUGGGAGAUGCUGUCAUCCAAGUGGGAAGGGAUGACAUCGCAUUGGAUAUCGCGCUUGCAGAUGAACAGCGAGGAGUUGCAGAAACAACCAAUGCUUGCUCAGCUCUCGAGGCAGGUCACUGAUCUUUCCGCAGCUGGCGCCAAUUUAUUCACCGCACUGGUCGAAUUGCAGCGACUUCGAGCGUCAUCGGAGAGAAAAUUUCAGCGUUGGUUUCAUGACACUAGAAAUGAGAUGGAGCGUCAGCAAGAGCUCGUUGGUCGGAUGGAAAGAGCGUUGAUACAGGAGCGCCGCGACCGGGCCGAGGAUCAGGUGAAAUGGGAAAAGCUGUUCGAAAAUGCGCGGCGAACUGAGAUGAACUCCGCGAGAAUGAACGCGGAAAAGGACCGCGAGCUGCAGAUAGCCAAGGACGAGUCACGAAGAGCGUGGGAGGAGCUUGGCCGCUACGAGGCACUGGAGAGAGAGCGACAAAAGGCGCUUGCCCAAGGCAUGCCCGUGGAGAUAGGCGGCUACACUGUGUAUCCAAGACCGUUCUUGGACAGCAGGCAGGGUAGCGUUUCACACCGUCCCGGCGCACACGACGAUCCAAGACCAACGUCUCGACGAGGACCUCAGGCAUCGCAGACGGUGCAGGACGACCCAUUUGUAGCAGACGUUGGUGCAGGUGACGCAAUGGGUCAGUCUAGUGCGCGGACAUGGAGUCCAACAAGAAGUACAGCUGGUAGUCAUGCGCAAGAUUACACUCAAACAUACAGCACGGCUGCUUACACGACCGCGGACGGUGGAUACACGUCUUUCUCAUCGCCCCCUGGAGGCUCGCCGCCAGCAGGCUUUUACAGUCAGGCCAAUACCCAUCUUGGCAAUGACCCCAGCGACGACGACCAACUCUACGAACGAGAUGAAAGGGGCAACAUCUUGCGGGACGAGUUUGGCCGGCCGAUCUCAUACCACCGCGGCCUUCACGAAACACGCUCCUCGGACUCGGAGAACGACAACGCACAGUAUUCAUCCUUCGGCCAUGACCUCGCCGACCGACGGCGUGUGCCAGGCACGAACGGACACGUCGCGUCAGCCGCUCAAGCUGCUGCAGGAGCCGGAGCGCCCUCUAUGCAGACGCGCCCCGAAGCGGACUACCGCUUCUUCAACGAAGACGAUGUGACCGAUGAUCCAGGCUCGCGGUUUGCCGAGGCCAGUCACGCGCAUGAAGACAGCGCUCAUUACCAUCCCACUCGGCUGAGUGACGUCCCAGAAGAGGACGAACUCAGCCGCGCGAGUGAAGCGGGUGCCAGCCGAGGUGGCGUCCCCGGCACCUUUUAGACAUCCAACUCCAAGUGUGCGUGUGAUUGUGUGAUCUGCACGCCAAAAAAGAUACAAUAAAAGAAUCGGAAAGCGCUAUGCAUAUUUCCAAGGGCGGGCGUGGGAGUUUAGACGCCCCAGGUGGGGUGCAUUUGAUUCGGAAUGGUGCAGUUUGGUCGUACCCCCAUAUCUGUAUUCGGUCUUGGUGGUUUUUUUUUCCUUUUAAACUCUUCUCAAUCUAAUUUCUAGUGCUUUUCGUCAUCAAAUUUUACUUAUCGCCUCCGUCGUCGUCUUCUUCCUGCUAUACCACUGUACAAUACGUCAUCCCAUUGGCCCCCCCCCACGAACACGCCGUCAUUCUUAUUCUUUUGCUUCUUUUCAGAUGCAUCAGCAGGGGAAAGAGCGGAAUAGCAUUUGCGUGCAAGCGAGCGUUGCAUGGGCUAAGAGUAAAAUAUCUUUUAUUUUGUUUUUUUUCCUUCAUAUUUUUUCUAUCUCUUUCUGUCCUGCAGUUUUCUGAGCUUGUGGGUGCUCGUCUAUGUCCUCUGGCGCUGGGAACAUUGCGGCCGUUUGUGUGGAAUCGUGUCUGUCGUUCCGGCAGUGGAAGCACACCGCGCAUAGCUACGGAUAAGAGCGUGCGGUGAAGGAUGGAGACCUGUAGUGUAGGACCAUCUCCGCAAUAUGAAAGAGCCUGUGGC
Molecule: messenger RNA, 4332 nt
Organism: Verruconis gallopava
Lineage: Eukaryota; Fungi; Ascomycota; Dothideomycetes; Venturiales; Sympoventuriaceae
Exons: 2
Coding region: 1610-3658 (682 amino acids)
Source: RefSeq, a predicted model, not a curated record